Mugil cephalus (flathead mullet) is the source of this 3278-nucleotide messenger RNA. RefSeq names its product SIM bHLH transcription factor 2 (gene sim2). The record is from RefSeq and is a predicted model, not a curated record. The coding region runs from base 548 to 2332 and encodes 594 amino acids. Gene Ontology annotation, biological process: regulation of transcription by RNA polymerase II. Lineage: Eukaryota; Metazoa; Chordata; Actinopteri; Mugiliformes; Mugilidae. The transcript is spliced from 11 exons. Gene Ontology annotation, molecular function: RNA polymerase II transcription regulatory region sequence-specific DNA binding; DNA-binding transcription factor activity, RNA polymerase II-specific; protein dimerization activity.
ACUAGUUCAGCUUCCAGCCUUCUCGCUGCUCCGUUCUCCUCGUUUUAUUACAUCUCUUACUAAUAACUUCUUCUAUUUGGAGUUUUACCUUUCGCAGAGAAAAAAGCUGCACGCGUAAAGAGAUUAUCAGAGGAGAAAAAAAUGCGGCUGUCUGGACUUAUGUAGCCGGGAAACCCGUGCACCGUGGAAGAAGCUGCGUAAAGUUUCCCAAACUCCGUUCUGAGCAGGUGAAGCUGGAGAUCUGAGCGAGGAUGGAGCGCUUUGUGGGACUAAUAGGAUAAACACAUCGCGUUGACUGGUCUUUUUUUUUUUUUUAUUAUUAGUAUUAUUAUUAUUUUUAUGGAUUCAGAUCACAGCGCGCAGCUCCUUAUUCCAAACAUGCCUUUUUAUCUGAGAGGUCAGCUCGUUAGGACGCCGGAGGAGCCAGUUGUCACCCCUGGCUCGGGCAAUUUGUUGCGUGAGUAGGCCUGUAUGGGUGCAAGCUCAUCGGAUUACUCGACAAAGAUUUUUAUUUUAUUUUAUUUUAUUUUUUCCCGAACGUCCCGAGAUGAAGGAAAAAUCCAAGAACGCGGCAAAGACUCGGAGAGAAAAGGAGAACGGGGAGUUUUACGAGCUGGCCAAGCUGCUGCCUCUGCCCGCGGCCAUCACCUCCCAGCUGGACAAGGCCUCCAUCAUCCGGCUGACCAGCAGCUACCUCAGGAUGAGGGAAGUCUUCCCGGACGGUCUGGGUGGCGACUGGGGACAGUCAACGACGCUGAGCCCUCUGGACAAAAUGGCAAAAGAGCUGGGUUCCCACCUUUUACAAACUCUGGAUGGCUUCGUGUUUGUCGUCGCCUCCGAUGGCAAAAUCAUGUACAUCUCAGAGACGGCAUCGGUCCACCUCGGCCUGUCCCAGGUGGAGCUAACGGGAAACAGUAUAUUUGAGUACAUCCACCCAUCGGACCACGAUGAGAUGUCGGCAAUGCUGGGCCUGUGCCCGCCCCCACACCACCACUUCUCUCCAGAGUACGAAAUUGAGCGUUCCUUCUUCUUGAGGAUGAAGUGCGUUCUUGCCAAACGAAACGCUGGACUGACAUGUGGAGGAUAUAAGGUCAUCCACUGCAGUGGCUACCUGAAGGUGCGUCAGUACAUGGUGGACCUGGCGCUGUACGAAUCCUGUUACCGGACGGUGGGUUUGAUGGCAGUCGGUCACUCCCUGCCUCCCAGCGGCGUUACCGAGAUCAAACUCCACAGCAACAUGUUCAUGUUCCGGGCCAGCCUGGACUUUAAGCUCAUCUUCUUGGACAUGAGGGUGGCGGAGCUGACGGGAUAUGAGCCUCAGGACCUGAUCGAGAAGACUCUCUACCACCACGUCCACGCCUGCGACGUUUUCCAUCUGCGUUAUGCCCACCAUUUGUUACUAGUGAAGGGACAGGUCACCACCAAGUAUUACCGCAUGUUAUCGAAGCACGGAGGCUGGGUGUGGGUACAAAGCUGCGCCACCAUCGUCCACAACAGCCGAUCCUCCAGACCUCACUGUAUUGUCAGCGUGAACCACGUCCUCACUGACACCGAGUGCAAGGAGCUGCAGUUAUCUGAAGACCAGAGUCAAGCCAGUCAGCCUGGUCCAAGCGCCCCGUACGCUCAAGACCGCCGCAAACAAAUCAGAAUCAAAGGAGUCAAGAUGACCAAACUCAGAACAACUCCCUAUUCUGAGCAAGCCACUAGGCUCCUGCGCAAAGACCAUUCAAGCUGGUCCCUGCAGAAGGUGCUGUGGAAGGAACAACCCCUGUACCCGGCGACCCCCUGCAGGGAAAAGAGCUCUAGCUUGAGCCAAGACCUGAGUCCAGUGUCCUGCAGCCCCGCUCACAAUCGGACCCUGCACCUCCCCUAUAACCUCCAGCAACUGGACGCUCAGCUGCCUGGCUCCAUUCCCUCCUCUCAGCUUUCUCAGCCGAUCUUCAGCUCCCCGCACAGCAGAGGGUCCGUUGGAUGGAAAAUCAGCAGUCCCACGGCAUCCGACAAAUACACAGGGCCUAUGCUGGCAGUUGACCUUAGCUGCUCCGAUGAUUGUUCCAGCAGCAAACAUCCUUGUUCUACGGGCAGGCUGAAGGAAGAACCCUGUGAUUAUUACACACUCGUCCACCACAGCAAUGCAUCUGAGGUUUGUCCACAACCCAGGCUUCCCGACACCAAGGAGUCGAAGCUCUUGAAACAAGACAUCCAACAUAAUACAAGAGGUCUCGAGGGACUCCGAGGUGACCAGGCCCUGAAAGGCCCUCUGCUCAGCAGCCUCUGCAUGAUGGAGCGGCCCUACAGGCACCCCAGCUGCAGGAUAUCCAAAGCUUGCUGAUGGCCACCAGCAGGAGAUACAAACACAGUUCCAGUGAAUGCUAACCCUUUACAGAGGACCACAAGCAGAGCCCCAGCUCCAGCUCAUCCUGAGGGCCAUAGACAGAGCCCUCGUUACGUCGACACAUGGGCAGUCGAAGCUUAUUUCAUUGUUCAGAUAUUCAGAGAUGGUGCCUAACGCCAAGGUGAUUUACCAGAUGUGUAAAAAAAAAAACUAAAAAACACAAGGAUGUUGAACCUCUGAAGAUUCUAAAUAAAAAAUACACAAAAUGCCACAAAAUUCAAAAAAGCAUCACAAAUUCCACCACUCUUCUUCCGCUUAUCCGGCUCUGGGUCAUGGGGGCAUCAGCCUCAGCAGAAAACUCCAGAUGACCUCUUCCACCAACUCUUCUGGAGAAAUCCCCAGGUGUUCCAAGAAUAAACAGGAGAUAUAAUCCCUCCAUCGUGUCCUGGGCCAAUCCGAAGGCCUCCUUCCGGUGGGAUAUGCCUGAAACAUCUCUGACAGGAGGCAUCCUUAACUCAACUGACUCUACUCCGAGCUCCUUACCCCAUCUCUGAGGCUAUGUCCAGCCACCCUGUGAAUGAAACUCAUUUCAGCCGCUUCACAAAGUCUCAAAUGGCAUGCAAAAUCAUACACAUACAAAUUUAAAAACGUAUCACAAAAAAGGAGAGGCAUGAUAUUUUAUGCAGAUAAUAUUAAAUGAUGAUAUGAUGUCACGUACUUUACUGCAGAUGUGCCCACAGGUCCAGUAGCUGCAUGUGCUCCAUACCACCAUGGAAGGAUUUAAUCAAUGAGCAGAUUCAGUACAUGUACCAACCAGGGCAAACGUUGUUAUAGCAGAGUAACACAUUCAUUCGUUAACCUGCUUUAUCCAAAUCGCCAAGCGCCAUCGAGAUAUGUCAUUUGCCCCAAAUGAUACAAAAAUAAAGUGGCUAAACCAGCGCUG